Molecule: messenger RNA, 934 nt
Organism: Phytophthora nicotianae INRA-310
Lineage: Eukaryota; Oomycota; Peronosporomycetes; Peronosporales; Peronosporaceae
Product: molybdenum cofactor biosynthesis protein C
Exons: 1
Coding region: 36-590 (184 amino acids)
Biological process (GO): Mo-molybdopterin cofactor biosynthetic process
Source: RefSeq, a predicted model, not a curated record
AAUAUCUAGCCCUUAAUUGAUAAACCGAGCCGAACAUGCUGGUACGCGCUGCGCGGUUGCGCCUACUUCGUCGCUCCUUCUCCAGCGCUGCAGAUGACGCAUGGAAGUUCACGCAUGUGAGCCGUGACGGCACGUCCCCUCAUAUGGUGGACGUGGGGUCCAAGAAAGUCACGCGUCGGUCUGCCACUGCUCGCUCGACAAUCCGCCUGCCUCCGUCAGUUCUUGCAGAGCUGCAGAAGCUCGGAGACGACCAGUUAAUGGGUCCCAAAGGCCCCAUUGCUUCCACCGCAGUGAUCGCCGGAGUCCUAGGCGCCAAACAGACGAGCUCACUCAUCCCGUUCUGCCAUCCGCUGCCUCUGGACGACUGUCAAGUGCGUCUGAAGGUCACAGGACCGGACGCUAUCGAUGUUGAAUGCCAAGUGAAGGUCACACACAAGACUGGAGUGGAGAUGGAGGCGCUUACAGGUGCAUCUAUAGCCGCCCUCUGUGUCUACGACAUGUGCAAGGCUCUGAGUCACGAGAUUGUGAUCGAAAGCACGCGUCUAGUUGAGAAAACCGGCGGCAAAAGGGACUUCUCGGUAGAUAAAUAAAUACUUUAAGUACUGUCAGACGAGAAAAUCUAGCCGUCCGAGUCGGCGUAUGCCUCAUCCGAUUCGUAGCCCAGUUCCUCCUCCAUUUCAUCGUCCGAUUUGUUGGCUGGCGCUUUUGGAGCAGGUUUGGGAGGAGAAUUAUCUUCGAUCUCAUCGUCGGCGUAUUCUUCUUCGUUGUCGUCUUCGUACUCGUCAGCGGAAGCUUCGGCUUGUGGAGUGGGUUUGUCUUCUUCAGAUGGAGAGCUUUUAGGGACAGCAGGAGCGUCGUCUUCUUCGUAUUCGUUGUUGUACUCGUCUUGAUCGUCUGCGUAUGCGUCUUCAACUUCUUCGGGCGCAUCCGCCAC